ACACUGCAGUCUGUGUGUGUUCACCACAUUCAGCUUGUCUGGCCUUAACCGCCAUAUGAAGAAACACUCCCAUGAAAAGCCACAUCAGUGCCACAUCUGUCUUAAAGCUUUCCGUACACUUUCUCUGUUGCGCAACCAUGUGAACACUCAUACAGGGACCAAGCCACACAAGUGUACUGAAUGUGAUAUGUCCUUUGUGACGGUUGGAGAACUUUCCCGGCACAAGCGAUAUAAACAUACUCUGGAGAAGCCCUUUAAAUGCUCCAUCUGUAACUACUGUAGUGUGGAGGCCAGCAAAUUGAAGCGCCACAUUCGCUCACAUACAGGAGAGCGCCCUUACAGUUGCACGCUGUGCACCUAUGCUAGUAGGGACACUUACAAAUUGAAAAGACAUAUGGUGACUCACUCAGGUGAGAAACCCUUUGAAUGUGUGAUUUGUAAAGCCAGGUUCACACAGGCUGGAACUUUGAAGUUCCAUGUUUUGCACAAACAUGGGAAAAACGUACCAAAAUACCAGUGUCCACACUGUGCCACAUCUGUUGCCCGGAAAGGCGAUUUAAGUAUCCACCUGCGAAACUUGCAUUCUUACAUUGAGGUGCCGGUCAAGUGCAAUUACUGUGAAAGUGCUUUCCAUGAGCGCUACGCUCUGCAACAACACAAGAAGAUACAUAGAAAUGAAAAGAGAUUUGUGUGCGAUCAGUGCAGCUAUGCGUGCAAACAGGAACGCCACAUGGUUGUGCACAAGCGGACACAUACCGGUGAGAAACCCUUCGUUUGCCUCUCUUGCAACAAGACCUUCCGGCAGAAACAGCUCUUAACCAUUCACUUCAAGAAAUGCCACGACUCCAGCUUUGAGCCAAAGGUCUAUGCAUGUCCCAAGUGUGGCAAGGGCUAUUCACGUUGGAAUAACAUGCGCAAGCACGCUGAAAAGUGCGGAGAGGCAGGAGCCGUUCAAAGCUCUCUGUCCUGCAAAGCAAGCAAGAGGAAGAAGAGGGAAAAGGGAAGUCAUCCUGUGGCCAAACAAGAAGAGGCUGUUUGUGUAAACACUCCAUUCCGCACCUCGUACAGUGUUUCUAUCGGAGCAUGGAAGGAGAAAGAAACUGCUCUGGAUGACAAUAAAGGAGGAAUUACUUGUGAGAUGAUCUUCAAUUUGAUGGACAAGUAGUGUUGUUGUCCCUUCUUCUUUCUUGCAAAGUAAUGACCUCAGCUCUAGGAGAGCAUUAAAACCCAGAUGGAGGUCUGUGGUGUCUUCUCGUAAUGAUGUUACUCGCAGGCUAAAGCUUGCUCACUGCCUUGCCUUUUGGCCUUGUCUUGAUAGUGCUGUGUAGAGGGAGGACUCUUAACAUGAAGUUAAAUGUUUGGAAUCCUUUCCAGUGCUGACUGUUUCCGUUGUUUUCAGUCCAAGAGUUUUAGUUAACCAGAGUUGGGGUUAAGCUCUGAUUUGAAUUUAUUCUUCGGUGGGGAUGUUGGAGACCGUCUUGGAAAGUGUGACUGAGAACAUUUGUUAUUCAGAGCGCUGGAAAUUAAAUGGGAGAGAGAUUGUUGCCUGCUAUGUAUUCAUUCAUCCUACUUCUAAAUCGCUUUGCCGAAAAUAUAGAGAAUAUGACUAUAAGUGACCUUACCCUCAUUGUUCUACUGUCACCUGCAAUGGUUUGGGAGGAUUCCCCAUUGCUUUUCAAGGCAGAUUCAUCUCCAGGUCAGGUUUGGAUGUUAGCGUAGGAUCAGGGAUCUUUAAAUUUUUGCUCCCAGCUGCAACCCAAGCUCCUGCAAUUUGUAUGGCAAAACAGAUCCCAUUGAACUGAAUGGAAAUUUUGAUUGAAAUGUUUGCUGGCAUGAGCUCCAGUCUUGAUCAAGACAACAGUAUGGAUAAUGGGUUAAAAUCCUUCUACCGUCAACAUAAGGGUUCCAUGGGCGUUCAAAGGGAAGGCCAAAUGUGUGUGCCAUUUUAGCAUUGUCAUAGUUUGCUAGAGAUACCAUUGAAAGUCCAGAUUAAAUUCUCCAUAGUUAAACAGUUUGUAGGGUGGGCAAAUUAGUACAAUUAAGGUAUAUGCACUUGUGCUCUUCAUGCUACAAAAAUAUGUUAUUUGCCCAGAGACACCAAGAGAUACUAAACAAAAUGUGUAGACGCUAGAGAAAACAAUGGCUCUAUUGUACCAGAUUUGACUACAUAUGUGUGUGCUUUGGGUGUGUAUCUGUUACCUCCCUCCGUGUUGUGCUACUUAACUAGAAACAGCCCAGUAGAGGGGAAUAUCCAUUUAACCUAAGCCUGAAGUACAAUCCUGGCUACU
Messenger RNA from Candoia aspera, 2288 nucleotides. It is a transcript of the gene CTCFL, whose product is annotated as CCCTC-binding factor like. The coding region runs from base 56 to 1165 and encodes 369 amino acids. The record is from RefSeq and is a predicted model, not a curated record. The transcript has 8 exons. Lineage: Eukaryota; Metazoa; Chordata; Lepidosauria; Squamata; Candoiidae.